Molecule: messenger RNA, 522 nt
Organism: Rubroshorea leprosula
Lineage: Eukaryota; Viridiplantae; Streptophyta; Magnoliopsida; Malvales; Dipterocarpaceae
Source: the annotation of a GenBank genome assembly
CUUUGUAAAACACGUUAAAAGAAUCAAAAUAAAUAAAUAAAUUUCCUUUACAACAUUCAAAUUAAAUGCCUGUAAUUUGUCAUUAUUGUGUUUUAGGCUUAGAUAGUGGGUUGAGGCAAGUAACUUCUUUGCCAUCUGCUGAGAGGAUAUAUCUGCUUUCUUUUGAGUUUUAUUCAUUCAUUCCUAAGAAACUGGUAACAUGGAUUGAUGACAUUAAUCUUUUUGGUGAAAUGUUUCAGCAUGCAAAAGACCAUUGAACGAUACUCUGUAUACAAAAGAAAUUUCCAACUCACAAGCUUGAAAUGGAACAACACAUGCAGGUUAGACUUCCAUCUUUCAUUGUACAGAUUAUCCUUGAAUACUUUUCCGAGAAAAGGGAAGUUCAAAAUUUAUUUGUUUUUCAUAGAAAACAGAAACAAUUAUAGUUAGGAAAGAAAAUUGUAAGGUUUGGUGUUUUAGUUGAGGAUCCUUGCACAAUCUGAGUUAUACGAAAAGGAGGAGCUAGCGUGAACAUUUAGACGA